GUCACAGACGUAUUUUCCGCCUCGCCAUUUUCCGUCGAUGUUCAGGUGGAAGAAACGAGCGGGACAAACGCCGAUAUUCAUCGCUCCAAAAUACAACAUCUAAUACGAUACAGUCAUGCAUCGUGACUGUCCCCUUGACUGUAAAGUAUAUGUUGGAAACUUGGGCAACAAUGGGAACAAAACAGAAUUAGAGCGAUCUUUUGGCUACUACGGACCUCUGCGCAGUGUCUGGGUAGCGAGGAACCCACCAGGUUUCGCUUUUGUAGAGUUUGAAGAUCCCAGAGAUGCAACCGAUGCCGUGCGUGAGCUUGAUGGAAGGACGCUGUGUGGUUGCCGGGUGCGAGUGGAGCUGUCCAAUGGAGAGAAGCGUAGCCGCAGCCGUGGCGCGCCCUCAUCUUGGGGUCGGCGACCCCGAGAUCGAGAAGACUACAGGCGCCGUAGCCCACCGCCCAGACGCAGAUCUCCACGCAGGCGGAGCUUCAGCCGCAGUCGUAGCAGGUCUUUCUCCAGAGACAGGAGGAGAGAGAGGUCCCUCUCCAGGGACAGGAACCACAAACCUUCACGCUCCUUCUCUCGAUCCAGAAGCCGCUCCAGGUCCAACGAUCGAAAAUAGAGAAAAGUCUGUCAGGUGUAAAGGGAGCAGCAUAGAAACGGUUUUACAGCCUGUGCAGGAUCUGCCGUUUCAUACGAUGGACAAACAACACAUGGCCUUCUGGUCAUAUUUGGGUGUUUCUUCUUUUUUCUUUUAAACAAUCAAGCAUUUUAGUGUCCCCCUCCCCCCUUCCUCCUUUCUUUAGUCAUAGUGAUUUUUCAGCUACAUCGAGUGGGCCUGCACAUGUAUUGCAUCUCACUUGGAGCCACAUCUGUCUACUCAGUCCUGAAAGCGUUGUGCCACCCAGCAUUCCAGUUCACUAGUUACUCUCUCUGGGCUUUGGUUUGUGUUCAUGAAUGUACUGUGUAGUCUGACAUUGUGUGAGUAGUUCCUCAUUUUCAUUGUAUAAAUGCCAGCUUUUUCUUUUUGAAGAAAUGGUUGUGGAGAUGUGAGUCAUUUUCUCCUAUUGAUUGUCUGUAACAAAGCUAAACUGUUCUUCACAAUGAAGGUUUCCAUCCGCUGAUUCCAAAAAAAAAAGGUAAAAUGAGCAAAGUUUUGGACUGAAGUUUUCAUUAUUUGAUUUGAUACUAUGUUAAAUUGUCUCUCAAUAAAAU
Molecule: messenger RNA, 1206 nt
Organism: Salarias fasciatus (jewelled blenny)
Lineage: Eukaryota; Metazoa; Chordata; Actinopteri; Blenniiformes; Blenniidae
Gene: srsf3b
Product: serine and arginine rich splicing factor 3b
Exons: 6
Coding region: 116-613 (165 amino acids)
Molecular function (GO): RNA binding
Source: RefSeq, a predicted model, not a curated record